CCCUCCAACUCCCUAACACCACCUGCUCACCUAGGCUUUGUCAUGUUGCUGCCACUGCUGGGAGCCUGUGCUGUGGUGGGGCCAUUCCAGGGCCCUGAGUGGGAACCAGUGCGGGGCCUGCUCUCUGAAGAUCGCAGCUGCAGGGACCCUCGGUGCUGUGGCAACCUGCUUGUGCUCUGCCUCUUUCUGAUCUGGCAGGUCCAGCACUACUGGCACCAGGUCACAAGGACCCACACCAGCACGCGGAAGGUCAUCAAGGUGACACAGCAGAAGUGGACAGUGCCCUCCGUGAGACAUGACACUUGCUUCAGGAUGACCCCUGAAUUCUUCUUCAGUCCUGAUAAUUUCAACGACCUGGAUGCUCAUGUCCAACAAUGGGUACAAAAGAAGAGACAGGAAUACCGAAGGGGCCUCCAGGAAUCAUGGACCCAACACCUGCUCUCUUGGCAACACCCAUUUCAGGGCCCACCUUGGGAUUUCCAAACACCUAUUGAGCCCUUCUUUUGCACCACCUCCCUUUCAAGCACCUGUAUGCUCCCCCAGGACAGUUCUCGGGAAGCAUGGCUGGUACCCUGGUGUCUCAGUGAUGAGCAGACUCACCUGAUUUGCAAGUCACUAUCCCCUGCCCUGGACUGGUACCAAAGGAUGGAGCAGCUGCUGGUCCACUCCCAGGAAGAGUUGGUGCCACUGGAGCCUGUUGUCAGCCUGACAUCUCAUCUCACAUCCAGGAUUUUAGCUACCUCUCUCUCAAAUCUCCCUUCAUCUCAGAGGCUACAGUUCUGCUCCAGAGACUUCUUGCCUGAUCCUUCCAUCCAACAAGUGAGAAUGUCCACCUGGAAGUCCUGGGGAUGCCCACAAGAGGCCUGGGUACCAGGGAGGGAAAACCAGAUGCUAGGCAGGGAGGCUCUAGGGUGGGUGAACCAGACAGAGAGCAGUGGGGAGGAUGCUUGGGAGAUUCAGGCAACUGGAAGGCAACUCCCAGUGAAUUUUGAGAUGGAGGAUGGUGCAGAGACUAAGGCCCUGGCAUGGAGAAGUCAAAAACUAGUAAUAAGUAAAACCGAUGGAGAUAUCCUGACAUCAGGGUCAAAGAACCAGGAUGAGAUGGGAAUUGAGAAUAGAGCCGAAAUUCAGGAACUAGGGAAUAGAAACGAGAGGGAGGCUGAAGGUGAGAAUCCUCCUGGAAUCCAGGCACAUAUAGCAGAGCACCAGGAACAGUUAAGAUGUAAAACUGAUGCAGAGACCCAGACACCAGAAUGGGGGAACCAAGAGAAGAGUAGAGAUGAGGAUGCUAUAGUCACCCAGGCACUUGAGAAGAACAAGAAAGAGGCCAGAGGAGAGGAUGAAGGAGAGACCAAGGCCCAAGAAUCGGAGAAGCAGGACCAGAGUAGAAGUGAGGAUGGUGAGGAAAGCCAGGUGUCAGGAUGGGGAAAACAAGACGAGAUUCAAGAUGAUACUGGCAUAGAAAUUCAGGCACAGGAGAGGAGAGACAAGGCCCAGGUUGGAGGUGAGAAUGAUGUGCAAACCCAGGUACUGGGGAGGGAGAACCUGGGAGAAGUAACACAAGAGAAAGGUGUGGAGACCCAGGCCCUGGGGUGGGAAAAACAGGAAUGCGCUAGACGUGAGAAUGUUAUAGGGACUCAGACCCCAGGGUGGGGAAAGCAGGAUCAGGGUGGAAGUGAGAAAUCUGAGAAGAUCCAAGCAUCUAAGGAAGAGAUCUGGAAACAACUAAGACACGAACUUCUAGUGGGGUGGAGAAACCAAGGCCUGAGAAAGGGGGAGGAUGCUGGAGAGACCCAGAUCUCUAGAAGGAAGAACUUCAGGGAGAUAAGAGAGGAGGACUGGGUGGUGAUCCGGGCGCCCUGGUGGGGAAACAAGAGACUAGUAGCAAGUAAAAUUGACAAAGACUUUGAGAUACCAUGUUGGGGGCAUCUGGACCAGAGUGGAAGUGAAAUAGACAGAAAAUGCAAGAUACCAUGUUGGGGGAAUCAGAUUGGAGGUGAACUUAGGGCAGAAACUCAGGCAACAGAGAAGAGAGAUCAGAGAAAAGAUGGAGAAGAAGAUGGUACAAAUGCCUUGGCUCCUGAGGCAGAGAACCAGGGACAAUUAAGACAUGAAACUCUUGUAGACACCCCUCCACCAGAGAGGAGGAAUGAGAAGCAGUUUGGAGAUGAUAAUAGAAUAGACAUUCAGGCACUAGGGAAGAGAAAUCUGAGAGGGGUUAACGGUGAAGUUGGUAAAGAGACCCAGGAACUUGGGGAAGAAACCCAGGGUCAGUCAAGCAGUAAAAUUAAUGGCAAGAUUCAUAUAUCUGAGUUUAAGAAUCAGGAAUACAUUAGAGGCAAAGAUGGUGGAAACACCCAGGCAUCUGAGACUGAAAAGAGAGGAGAAUUAACAAAUCACAUUGAUGGAGAAGCUCAUUCAGCAGAAUGGAAGAAAGAGGAGCACGUUGGAGAUGAGAAUGGUACAGGAAUUCAAGCUCCAAUAAAGACAAGCCAGAGAGAAGCUGUAGUUGAAGAUGAUACAGAGACCUGGGAACAUGGAGAAGAAGACCAGAGCCAGGUAAAAGGUGUUAUUGAUAGAAAUAUCCAUUUAUCAGAGUGGAAGAACCAGGAGCAGACAGGAGGUGAGAAUGGAACAAAAAUUCAGGCUGGAAGUGAGGAUGCUGUAGAGACCCAGAGGCCUGAGAGAGAGAACCAGCAACAGUUAGAUGGUGGAACUGGGGAGAGUCACUCACGAGGGAGGAGCAAUUGGGAGCAGAGGGGAAAGGAGGAGGAAAAUCAGACAUUGGAGAAGAGACGUCAGAGAGAAGCUAGGAGUGAGGGUAGUGGAAAGACCCAAGGACUUAGCGGAGGUUCCCGGAGAUUGAUAGAAAGCAAAGCUGAUGAAAAGAGCUGUUUAUCAGAGUGGACGAACCAGGAGCAGACAGGAGGUGAGAAUGGUGCAGACACUGAAAUACAAGGGAAGAGAAACCUGAGAGAGACCACAGGUGAUGAUGGUACAGAGGCCCAGGCUCCAGGGGGAGAUUACCAGGGACAGGUAAAAAGUGAAGUCGAUGGAGAGAUCCAGAUACAAGAGCUGGGGAACCAGGACAAGGAUGGAGAUGAAGACGCUGCAGAAAUCCAAGAAGCUGGGAACCAGAGAGAGUGCAGAGCUGAGGAGGCUGGAGGACCUCACAUUCCAAAAGGAGGAAACGAGAAGCAGGUCAGAGGAAAAGAUGUUGCUAAAGACAAUCUCCCAGUUGACUCUUCUGGGGGCGAGGGGCCUGGAUAUGAGGCCAUGGAACAGCAACAGGCAGUGGCCUCUGCUCCCUGUCCUGAGCUGAAGCCUCUCUCCAGCUGCAGUCAACUGUCCCUGCAUGUCAGUGAGGAGGGAGAGCAUAUGGUCAGCCAGAGCAUGGCCUCUGCCAAGAAGCACAGAGUGAGGGUCAGGCUAGCCUCCCAGCAGGCCCCACCUGAAGCCCUGACAAGCCGACAAAAGGAUAAAAGGGUGGAUGCAGGGAGGACUUCUGGCUGGAUGCGGCAGCUCCAGAACGUACAUUCUGGAGAACUUCUGGCUGCUCCCCUGGGCCUGCCCGCUGCCCGCCCCUCUGUCUCAUGUCGCCAAGCCUCCCAAGCUGCUGCAGCUCUGGUGGGUGCUCCCACUGCCCUCACUGUCCUGCCCAAGUGGCCAGUCCUCAAAAAGAGCCAACAGCUCCUCUUGGAGUCCCUCAUGCGACGGAAGAUUGCACACCUGAAGUGGGGCCUCCCCAAGCGGAUCCUGGAGUCCCAUUUGCUCUUUAACAAGUUGGGACCAUGCCCGCUACCCCGUGCUGGGAUGAGGCUCCCUGGAUUGUACACAGCCCGUGAGCUCCAACGACAGCAGGGAACGCACUGUGAGGCCCAGGGCUGCAGGCCAGUCCUCAAGUCAACUGGGAGAUCCCAGAGAGUUCAGCCCCCAGAAAGAAAAAGCUCAAAACUUCCUACUCGGGCCAGGGCUCUAGAGAAAUGUGGGUCACAUGGGUGCGAGUCCAUGGGCAUUUCCAUCCAUUCUGAGAAGCCUGGGAGAGUCCGGCCACCAGGAGGCACUAGAGAACCACGGGACAUCCCGGAAAAGGCUCCUAGAGCCAAGGCUGCUGCCACUUACAGGAACUCCAGGCCCGCAGCACAGUCCAGGAGCUGGUGUGGCCAAGAGCCUUCCAGUGAGAACAGCAGGGACAGGAAAGUGGUCAGGCCAGGAGUCUCCCAGACGGCAGAGAUGGCUCCUUGCAAAGUAAGGACCUCAUAUUCCAGGGCAAGCCAUGACGCCUGCAGGAAGGAGCACAUACCCCAGGAGGCCCCUAAGCCCCCCAGACUUAAAUGUCAGCAGCCCACACAUGGGAGAAGAGAAAGCCUGGAGGCUGCAGAGGGCAGCGGGGCUGGGCAGCAGCCUUCCUUCCGUUUCACAAAUACCUCCAGCUUCAAACGUAAUUUCCACUCUGCUGCAGCAAGGUUGAGCGUGACCCUUUUAAACAAGAUAUCCUGGUCCCCACACUGGGCCAAGCCUCAGCACUCAGCCCCCAACCUGAGCCUGCGGGAUCCUGAUCCUACCCUGCUUUCCAAAGCUCUCAAAGGCCGCUGCUCGCGCGAGAUUGCUCGCGUGAAGAUUGCGUAG
Lontra canadensis (Northern American river otter) is the source of this 4629-nucleotide messenger RNA. RefSeq lists its product as uncharacterized. The record is from RefSeq and is a predicted model, not a curated record. Lineage: Eukaryota; Metazoa; Chordata; Mammalia; Carnivora; Mustelidae. The transcript is spliced from 4 exons. Bases 43 to 4629 code for a protein of 1528 amino acids.